Messenger RNA from Girardinichthys multiradiatus, 954 nucleotides. RefSeq names its product coxsackievirus and adenovirus receptor homolog. Lineage: Eukaryota; Metazoa; Chordata; Actinopteri; Cyprinodontiformes; Goodeidae. The transcript has 3 exons. The record is from RefSeq and is a predicted model, not a curated record. The coding region runs from base 285 to 587 and encodes 100 amino acids.
CUGAAAGCAACCAACAUGGAGGAGAAGUCAGGAAUCCUUCUGCAGGGUUUAUAUGGAUCAGUGGGUCACCAUGGAACCAUACAGAUCAGAGAAACAUUGCAGCAGAACCUGGAGAAGACAUCAUCCUGCCUUGUAGAGCUGAUGACAACAAACCUGUUACAGUUUUACAGUGGAGGAGAACUGAUCUGGGGUCAGAAUAUGUUCUUCUGAUUAGAAACGAUCAUAUAGAUCCAGACAACCAGCAUCCAUCUUUUAGGAACCGAGUGGAUCUGCAGGACAGACAGAUGAAGAAUGGAAAUGUGUCGUUGGUUCUGAAGAACGUGACGACUAACGAUACCGGAACAUAUGAGUGUCGAAUCCAGAAUGAAGGAGGCCGUGAUACAAAACUUAUCAACCUGGAUGUUGUUCCCCCAGGGUGCAAGGAUGGAGGGAACAAGGAUGCAGGAGACAAGGAUGGAUCCAUUGGACUAAUAGUUGGUCUGAUCACAUUUGCUGCUGUUGUUGCUGCUGGUGUUUUAUUUGUGAUGUAUAGAAGGAAAUCUGCUUGCUUUAGGGAGAAGACCCCAGAUCCUCCAGCUGAUCUGUAGAUUUAAUCUAUCUGCCAUAGAUCUGUGGACAUCAUUAUGGAUGUUGGUGGUUUUCUAAUCUAUAAAUGAACAGCAUGAAAUAAUUUCCUCCUGCUGACUCAGCUACAGCAGAUGAGAAUGAAAUGUCUGUUACCUCUCUAAACGUUAAAUGUUCUGCUGGUUCUGAUGGAUCACAACAGAUCAACCUUCUGCUGUCAUCAACCAUGACUUCAUUGUUACUGAAUAGCUUCACUGGUGCUAUAAGUUAUGGACUGAAAGGCUUAGAAAGGUCCAUUUUAAUUUAAACACAUUCAUUUUGUUUGGUUGCUUUAAAUCUCAGAUGAUUAAUCAUCAAAAUAUGUUUAAUAAAAACAUUUCAGCACCAAGA